Molecule: messenger RNA, 2699 nt
Organism: Bombina bombina (fire-bellied toad)
Lineage: Eukaryota; Metazoa; Chordata; Amphibia; Anura; Bombinatoridae
Product: transient receptor potential cation channel subfamily V member 6-like
Exons: 16
Coding region: 568-2601 (677 amino acids)
Biological process (GO): calcium ion import across plasma membrane
Cellular component (GO): membrane
Molecular function (GO): calcium channel activity; protein binding
Source: RefSeq, a predicted model, not a curated record
GUGACAGUGACACUAAGUGAUGAAUACAGAGACAUGAAAAACUGAAAAAUCUGUUCCAGAAUGUGCAGGGCAAGCACAGAGACCAAUGGGGUACAAGCCAGGGGCUUAUAUUAAACCUGGGACAGUAGGCAUAGCAGUCUAAAGAGAAUGCCAAGGAGCAAACUGGACAAAUCUCAGGCAGAAGUGUGACACUGGACUGUGCGCAAGAUGAGAGAAAAUGAUGUAACACUUGAUCGCAAAACACACAAAAAAAAGUCUCAAGCAGAGAAGAUUGGGACUUACAGGCAGGACGAAUACUAGUUGAUAAUUUUAUUUUAAAAAAAUAAUUCAAAAGUUUGGAUUUAAGAAUUAGUUUGGAUUUUGGAAUUCCGGAUUUGGGAUUUGUGCCUGUAUCAGACUCAUUCACCUGCAUUAGUGCUGGUAAAACCACUGUACUUAGAGUUUCACUGCCAUCGGCUCAAGCUACAAAGACGAAGACACAGGCGAUCUAUGACACAUAAGCUGGCGGGAUGUUUGCUCAAUUUGUUAACAGAAUAAGCUCUUGGGGGACUGACUCUUCACAGCUGGAUGAUGAGACCUCAGAUCUGUUACAACAGAAGAGAUUGCAAGAGCUGCCUCUUCUUCAGGCUGCCAAAGACAAUGAUGUUCAGAGGCUCAUUGAAAUUCUGGCAGAUGACAAGUGUGACCCAUUACAGAGAGACAGAAACGACACAAACAGCUGAUGUAUCAUUAGGGGCCAUGGGAGAGACAGCGCUGCAUGUGUCUGUGAAUAGUGAAAACCUGGAGGCAGCAGAGGUCUUGUUAGAGGCAGCUCCUGAGCUUGUGAACCAGCCCAUGACAUCCAGACGUUAUAUGGGUCAGACUGCUCUGCACAUUGCAGUUGUCAAUCAGAACAUAAAUCUUGUGCGAUUGCUAAUACAGAAAGGAGCUGAUGUUUCUUCACCUCGUGCUACAGGGACCUUUUUUGCACUAAGUCCCAAAAAUAUUUUUUAUUUUGGUGAACUUAUUCUGAGCUUUGCAGCCUGUGUAGGAAACACUGACAUCACCAAGUUACUUAUUGAGCAUGGGGCAGACCUGAGGGCACAGGACAGUUGGGGCAACACAGUACUGCACAUACUUGUUCUUCAACCCAAUAAAAGCCUAUCUUGCCAUAUGUAUGAGUUCCUGCUGACCUUGGAUAAUGAGGGGCAACUGAAAGAGAUUCCAAAUGAACAGGGUCUUACUCCACUAAAACUGGCUGCUACUGAGGGAAAUGUUAUGAUGUUCAAACACUUAAUACAGAAAAAGAAGAAAUGCCAUUGGGGCUUUGAACCUGCUAGCGCCAUAUCGUAUGACACCUCAGAAACUGACUCUUGGGAAAAUGAACAGUCUGUGCUUGAGCUUAUUGCCUAUUCAAAGAAGCAGCAGGCUCGUCAAAUAUUAAAUUUACCCCCAGUCCGAGAUCUACUAUUACAGAAGUGGCAGAAAAAUGGACGCCCAUAUUUCCUGUUCUUUGCUAUAGUGUACGUGCUAUACAUGGUCUGUGUGUCCUUGUGCUGUGCCAAUAGACCUCUUAAACCUCAAAAACACAACUCUACAAACCCCAGAGACAUCACUCUAUAUGUACAAAAAUCACUAAAGGAAUCAUAUGAAUCUUACGAGGACUUUCUUCGGCUUGUUGGGGAAAUCAUAUCUGUGCUUGGGGCGAUUACACUUUUACUGGUGGAGGUCUUUCAGAUGUUAAGUGCCGGUUUUAAGCAUUUUAUUAGCUUUAAGAUCUGGGAGCACCCGUUCCACAUGGUCAGUGUCUCCUUCUCCUGCGCGGUCCUUGUUACCCUAGUAAUGCGACUCACUGGGGCUCACGGAGAGGUGAUACCCAUGUCUAUGGCAUUAGUGCUUGGCUGGUGCUAUAUUAUGUAUUUUGCCAGAGGUUUCCAGAUGCUUGGACCCUUUACAAUCAUGAUACAAAAGAUGGCAGCAAGUGAUCUCCUGAAGUUCUUUUGGCUGAUGGCUGUGGUUCUCUGCGGAUACAGCACAGCUUUCUAUGUUAUUUUUCAGACAAAAGAUCCUGAUGCCCUUGGGGCUUUUUACUCCUACCCUAUGUCUCUGCUCAGCACAUAUCAGCUUUUCCUCAAUGUUCUCAAUGGACCAGCUAACUACACAGUGGACGUCCCUGAGAUGUACUCCCCUCUCUAUGCCUCGUUCUGUGUCAUUGCAUUUCUUCUCAUGUUUAACCUACUCAUUGCCAUGAUGGGAGACACACAAGCAGCUAUGGCCAAGAAAAAAGAUGAGCUAUGGAGGGCACAGAUUACAGGUACCACAGUAAUGUUGGAGAACAAAAUUGCAAAGAGUUUCUCAUUAUGUUCAAGUCGCCAUAAAAAAGAAAUAAAUCUAGGGCAAAAACCUAGCAUGGAGGAGAGGGUGCACUGUGCCCAGUGGCUAGGUGGGAGUGAGUCUGAUGAAGAUUCUGACUUGGAUCUUCUGGAAGACAAGGAAACAGCUUGUUCUGACUGCAGAUCUAUCAAAAAUAGUCUUCACAUCCCAGGAUCAAGUACUGAAAAUAUAAAAAACAAAGGACAGAGACACAGCCAUAUAGAAGAGGAGGAACUAUACCACCUUUAAUUUCCACCAAUUAAUUAUUAAAUGCAUGCUCACACAUCAGCUGAUCAAAAAGUAUCAUUUAAUUUACCAACUCUCUUAAUAAAGUAUUCAACCUUCUA